GCUAACACGGGAAACGAGAAGGAAGAGUAGGAGCGGGUGGAGUCCUGUCAGCUCUGAGCAGUAGAGCGGACAAUCAGCAAACUUCAUCCAUUUAAUCAUUGUAAUUAUAACUACAUAUCUGUAAAUUAUUUGCAGAUAUAACUUGGCAUCACACCAACUCAUGGACACAGCCUCCUUUUAAAGCUGUGAGUUCUUUUGCGAAGUGUGUUGUGUUUCAGUUGUGUUUUGACAGCUGGGGGUAUGGAAGUCUCGCCUAUCAACAUUACUACUGGAAGACUUUGUUGAGAGUAUAAAAAUUACCUGCAGGUUUUUUUCUAUUUCUUAUAAUUUAUGUACAAAAUGGCGGAAGGUCGGAAGGAGAGUGGACUUACUGUUCCCGAGGUACUAGGGGAACCCGAAGCAGUUGGAGAUUCCCACAAAGGUUGGGGCACUGUCGAAGAAGGCGACUUGGAAAAUGUUGGCGUGGUGGCAAGUGGGAAGGGUAGCAGGAGGAGAAGGGCCCUUUCAGCGGCCGGGGAUCGUUUCAGUCCUGGGGGAUCACCGUCCUUAGGAGCAGCAGCAACAGGAGAUGUUGAAGCUUCCCUUAUCGAGGCUGCCAAAACUACACCUCGUAGGAGCAGCAUUAUUAAGGAUUCCACAAGACAGAGACACGAACAGAAGAAAACUGUCUCAUUCAGUAGUAUGCCUUCUGAAAGGAAAAUUAGCAGCGCCAUUGAUUGCAUUAGCUUCAUGCAGGCUGGCUGUGAGCUGAAGAAAGUGCGUUCAAAUACUCGCAUCUAUAGUCGCUUCUUUACUUUGGACCUUGACCUUCUGGCUUUGCGUUGGGAACCAUCCAAAAAGGACCCUGACAAGGCUAAACUUGAUGUUUCUUUGUUUAAAGAGGUUAGAGUUGGAAAAAACACAGAGACUUUCAGAAGUUGUGCAGUUGUGGAUCAGAUUUGCGAAGACUGUUCCUUCUCAUUAAUAUAUGGGGAUAAUUAUGAGUCGUUGGACCUUGUAGCAAGUUCUGCAGAUGUCGCUAAUAUCUGGGUGACAGGCCUACGUUAUAUUGCUUUACAUGGUAAGCAAGCUCUGUAUUUGAUCGAAGAUGACCAGCAUACACCAAGGACUAAGUGGCUCCAUUCUGUGUUUGAUGAGGCUGAUGUAGAUGGCAAUGGAAUUAUGUUAGAAGACACAGCAGUGAAACUGAUAAAGAAACUCAAUCCAGGUUUGAAGGAGGCAAGAAUCAGAAUUAAAUUUAGAGAGGUACAGAGACAGAAAGGAAAGCUAACUACAAGGGUAACAAAGGAGGAAUUUUCUGAUGUCUACAGUGAUCUAUGCACUAGGCCUGAGGUAUAUUUCUUACUUGUUCAAAUAUCCAGGAAUAAAGAAUAUCUAGAUGCCAAAGAUUUAAUGUUAUUUUUAGAAACUGAACAAGGAAUGCUACAUGCAACAAAGGAAAUGUGUCUCGAUCUUAUAAGGAGAUAUGAACCUUCGCAACAAGGUCAACUGCAGGGUUACCUUAGUAUUGAUGGCUUUACACGAUAUCUGUUAUCAGCAGAGUGCAGCAUAUUUGAUCCAGAACACAAUAAAGUCUGUCAGGAUAUGACUCAGCCAUUAUCCCAUUAUUAUAUCAAUGCCUCUUACAACACCUAUCUGAAAGAAAGCAAUAUUAAAGGUACACCUGAUGUGCAUGGAUAUGUUAAGGCCUUGAAAUUGGGCUGUAGAAGUAUUGAGCUUGAUGUGUAUAAUGGUCCAAAUAAUGAGCCAGUUGUCAGUAAACGCAACAAUGUGACCUCACCAAUCCCCUUCUGUAAUGUCAUUGAAGUGAUUAAUAAGUAUGCCUUUGUAACUUCAGAGUACCCUUUGAUUGUAUAUUUGCGAAAUCACUGCACAGUAGAACAACAAAAAGUGAUGGCUCAGAAAAUGAAAAAGAUCUUUGGAGAAAAAAUAUAUACAGAGCUACCAAAUUCAGCAGAAGGCUACCUCCCUGCACCAGAGAAGUUGAAGAGAAAAAUAAUCUUGAAGGGAAAGAAACUAGCACAAAACAAUGACUUAUCAGAAGGUGACGUGACAGAUGAAGAUGAAGAAGCACUGGUUUCCAGAAGGUUGACUGAUACGUUUUUUGUUGCUAAGCGGACAAUUCGAUUGUGUAGGGAACUCUCUGAUUUGGUCACUCUGUGUCAGACUGUGCAGUUCACAGAUUUUCAGUAUUCAAUGAAGAACCAGAAAUAUUGGGAAACAUGCAAUUUCAUUGAAUCUGACGCAAGAAUAUUGGCAAAUGAAUUCCCAGGAGACUUUGUGAACUAUAAUAAAAGAUUUCUGUCACGUGUUUUCCCUGCUCUCUUGGGCAUAGAAUCGAGCAAUUUGAAUCCACAAGAAUUCUGGAAUUGUGGAUGCCAGUUGGUGGCCAUCAACUGCCAGAUCCCAGGCCCAAUGUUGGAUCUUAACAUUGGCUGGUUUCGUCAGAAUGGUUGUUGUGGUUACGUUUUACGUCCUGCGAUCAUGCGCGAUGAGCUGUCCUAUUUCAGUGCCUACACUGAGGGAGUGUUUCCAGGAGUCUCACCUCAGGUUCUGCACAUAAAAAUAAUCAGUGGUCAGAACUUUCCAAAGCCUAAAGGUUCUGGUACGAAAGGAGAUGUCGUAGAUCCAUAUGUUUUUGUGGAAAUUCAUGGGAUUCCUGUGGACUGUGCAGAAAUGAGAACCAGGACUAUUCAUCAAAAUGGAGAGAACCCUAUGUUUGAUGAAAGCCUGGAGUUUGAAAUCAAUCUGCCUGAGCUUGCAAUGGUUCGAUUUGUUGCUUUAGAUGAUGACUACAUUGGGGAUGAAUUUAUUGGCCAGUACUCUAUCCCAUUUGAUUGUCUGCAGACUGGAUAUCGACAUGUUCCUCUAUACACAUUCACUGGGGAAGAAAUUGAACUUGCUACGCUUUUUGUUCAUGUUGCAAUCACUGACCGAAGAGGUGGAGGAAAGGCUCACAGACGUGGCCAUUCAGUUAGAAAAGGGAAGAACACAAUAAAAUACACCAUGUUAAGGACUACUGGGAUCAAAAUUGUUGAUGAUACAUUCAAAGUUGCAGGCCAUCCAUUACGAGAAGCUGCAGAUAUCAGAGAAAAUGUGCAGAAUGCUAUAGUCUCCCUUAAGGAAAUAUGUGGAUUAGCUCCCACUGCCAAUCUGUCUCAGUGUGUACUAACCCUGUCAUCAAGAUUACUGAACGGUGACAACACUUCUGUAGUAACGCUCAACAUGAAGAACCGGUAUCCCUGUUUGGAGCCCCUAGGGACGCUAAACGAUAUACAAAGGAAGGUUCUUUCAUCAUAUGACCUGGUGAUACAGGAGUCAAAGUACCUGAUUGAUAUGGCAGAUUCUAUAUAUGACCAGAUUAUUCAGUGUCAGAGGUCAGGACUUCAGUUUCAUGAGGACCUUCAUAAUUUAGGGAAAAAAGAGGGAUUAAAGGGAACUAAGUUAAAUAGAGCAUUUGAAAGUUUCGCAUGGAAUAUCACUGUAUUGAAGGGCCAGGGAGAUUUACUGAAAAAUGCUAAGAAUGAGGUGCUGGAGAACAUGAAACAGAUUCAUGCUGCUUGUAUCUCAUGUGGACUGAGCAAGUCAGGAAGUGAAAGUGCAGAGGUGAAUUCCAAACAAAGUCUUCAGGCAAUACAGGAGAAAGAAAAUGGAGAGGAGAAUCGAACACUUACUUAGUUCCUAAACAAGUCACAGUGGCUUGAUUAUGGAGUCAAAAUUUUUGCUGUUUGGAGAUAACAACCAAUUUAUUCCCGUGGAUGAUACUGAACAUACUAUCAGAACCUUUAUACAGCAUUUGAAAAUACAGCACUAACUAUUUAAAGCACCAAGUUUUAUGGUAUAUACCACAAUAAAAUAGUUCAAGGAAAAUCAUAUUAAUGUGAUAUUUCUAACAUUCCUGUAACUGCCUUUGAUCUUGCAUUUGCAGCUCAUUUAAAACAAAGGCAGCACAGACUGCAAAAUCACAAUUGGCAUGCACUUUUCUUUAUAUUUUUCUUUGAUAAGUUAUAUAGAUAACUGCUUUUAAAUACAUUUUAAUGUGAACAAGAAUAUUGUACUGUACAUUUAGUGUUUUGCGUUAUAAUAUUUUUCUGCUGUGAAGACAUUGUACGAAAUAUUGCUUUAUUUUUAAAUGUUUGUUAUGUAGGUUGAGGUUUGUGUCAAAAUUGUAAACAUUUGAAAAAUGGAAUAGAGUUUUGAAACUUCAGAAAACAUCAAUAUUAAUUCUUAACAAAGACUUUUACCAAAACAAAGCAGGAAGUUGAAUUUACUAGCCAAGUGGAGUAGGGUCGUUGCCUUUUGACAAAUACAAAUUGUAACAAUAAAAUUUCCAGUUUGUCAUAGAGCACUACAGCAUGGAUACAGACCCUUUGGCCCAAUGAGUCCAUGCCGACCACGGUGCCCACUCAGCUAGUCCCAAUUUCCUGCAUUUGGCCCAUAUCCCUCUAAGCCCUGCCCCUCCAUGUACCUAUUCAAGUGCUUCUUAAAUGAUACUGUUGUACCUGCUCCUUAAAUGAUACUAUUCUCCUGAAAUGUUGAGGAAAGGAACCAUUUGCAAUGCUGUACAUCCUUCAAUUUAUUUUCAGGCACCCUGGUUACCCCUAGAAAUUUGCAUAUCCCUCAGUGGCUUAACCAGUUGGCUGCCUGAGUCGUACAGGAAUCAAAAAGAACCUUGGUUUGAUUCUUGGUUGGUUCUCCAAUAGCCUACCUCAGCCAGCGCCUCGUGUGGGUAAAAUUGGUCUUGGUUUGCACUAUCCAGUUACCCUUACUGGACAUGUGGACAACGUGUGAGAACAUGAUUAAUACAUCCAGUGGUGAAAUAGCUUGCUGCUUUUCAUUGUUAAGCUCAGCAAAGUGAAUUUAAGUAUUUUGACUGAAGCAGAAACAAAUUUCAGUGCAUGUCUUCAAAAGAAAAAGAAAUUCAAAUUGGAAAAUAGAUUGCAUGAAUUAUUUUUCAGAUGUUGUCUGAUGCUAAAACAACAUUUUGAAGUUUGCAGAAGCUGACCUUUUACUUAUGUAUUAUGUUUCUAAAUAAAUGAUUUCU
Molecule: messenger RNA, 5044 nt
Organism: Pristis pectinata (smalltooth sawfish)
Lineage: Eukaryota; Metazoa; Chordata; Chondrichthyes; Rhinopristiformes; Pristidae
Gene: plcl1
Product: phospholipase C like 1
Exons: 6
Coding region: 331-3678 (1115 amino acids)
Biological process (GO): lipid metabolic process; intracellular signal transduction
Molecular function (GO): phosphatidylinositol-4,5-bisphosphate phospholipase C activity
Source: RefSeq, a predicted model, not a curated record